AUGAUCAGCAGCUAUCGUAAGACACACUACGUCGAGGCUUAUGAUGAUUUCAAGGUCCUUAAGCUCCCAUUUCGACAAGGCCGUGACAAGAAUCGCAGUUUCUCCAUGCAUUUCUAUCUCCCUGAUGAGAAACAUGGUUUGGAUAAUCUUGUCAAGAAAAUGACAUCAGCUCCUGGAUUCUUGGAUAAUCACAUUCCGAGUGAAACACUUUCUGUUGGUUUAGUCAGUAUCCCAAAGUUUAAGAUCUCUUUCGGGUUUGAGGCUUCCAAGGAAUUCGAUUUGGGAUUUGAUAAAGUUGAUAUGUACCAUAAAGCUUGUGUAGAGAUCGAUGAAGAAGGCGCUGAAGCUGCUGCUGUCACUUUUUUGUGUGUGCCAACAAGCUUUAUUAGGUAUAGCACAGAUUUUGUGGCUGAUCAUCCAUUUCUUUUCUUAAUUAGAGAAGACAAAACUGAAACUGUUUUGUUCGCCGGUCAAGUCUUUGAUCCUUCCAAAUCUUCUUAA
Messenger RNA from Microthlaspi erraticum, 501 nucleotides. NCBI's taxonomy places the organism in Eukaryota, Viridiplantae, Streptophyta, Magnoliopsida, Brassicales, Brassicaceae. The record is from the annotation of a GenBank genome assembly.